Symphalangus syndactylus (siamang) is the source of this 1324-nucleotide messenger RNA. RefSeq names its product dehydrogenase/reductase SDR family member on chromosome X. The record is from RefSeq and is a predicted model, not a curated record. Gene Ontology annotation, molecular function: oxidoreductase activity. Lineage: Eukaryota; Metazoa; Chordata; Mammalia; Primates; Hylobatidae.
AGAGUCCCGCGGGCGGCGCGGAAGCGGCGGCGGCGCGGCCGGGGCAGCCAUGUCGCCAUUGUCUGCGGCGCGGGCGGCCCUGCGGGUCUACGCGGCAGGCGCCGCGGUGAUCCUGGCGCAGCUGCUGCGGCGCUGCCGCGGGGGCUUCCUGGAGCCAGUUUUCCCCCCACAACCUGACCGUGUUGCUAUAGUGACGGGAGGGACAGAUGGCAUCGGCUAUUCUACGGCGAAGCAUCUGGCAAGACUUGGCAUGCAAGUUAUCAUAGCUGGAAAUAAUGACAGCAAAGCCAAACAAGUUGUAAGCAAAAUAAAAGAAGAAACGUUGAACGACAAAGUGGAAUUUUUAUACUGUGACUUGGCUUCCAUGACGUCCAUCCGGCAGUUUGUGCAGAAGUUCAAGAUGAAGAAGAUUCCUCUCCAUGUCCUGAUCAACAAUGCUGGGGUGAUGAUGGUCCCUCAGAGGAAAACCAGAGAUGGAUUCGAAGAACAUUUCGGCCUGAACUACCUGGGGCACUUCCUGCUGACCAACCUUCUCCUGGAUACGCUGAGAGAGUCUGGGUCCCUUGGCCACUGUGCGAGGGUGAUCACCGUCUCCUCUGCCACCCAUUACGUCGCUGAGCUGAACAUGGACGACCUUCAGAGCAGUGCCUGCUACUCACCCCACACAGCCUACGCCCAGAGCAAACUGGCCCUUGUCCUGUUCACCUACCACCUCCAGGGGCUGCUGACGGCUGAGGGAAGCCACGUGACCGCCAAUGUGGUGGACCCCGGGGUGGUCAACACGGACCUCUACCGGCAUGUGUUCUGGGGCACCCGUCUGGUGAAGAAGCUUCUCGGCUGGUUGCUUUUCAAGACCCCCAAUGAAGGAGCGUGGACUUCCAUCUACGCAGCGGUCACCCCAGAGCUGGAAGGAGUUGGUGGCCGUUACCUAUACAAUGAGAAAGAGACAAAGUCCCUCCAUGUCACCUACAACCAGAAACUGCAGCAGCAGCUGUGGUCUAAGAGUUGUGAGAUGACUGGGGUCCUUGAUGUGACCCUGUGAUAUCCUGUCUCAGGAUAGCUGCUGCCCCAAGAAACACAUUGCACCUGCCAAUAGCUUGUGGGUCUGUGAAGACUGUGGUGUUUGAGUUUCUCACACCCACCUGCCCACAGGGCUCUCUCCUCUAGUUUUGAGACAGCUGUCUCAACCUCUGCAGGACUUCAAGAAGCCAAAGAAACAUUUUGGAGGAUAAUCACCCCAGGUGGUCCUCAAGCCAUAAACUUUGUGAUUCCAAAGUGCCCAAUUGUCACAGGUGCCAUAAAUAAUUACAUUUUCCAACAUAAA